CACAUUUAUGACGGAGUCCAUGUACAUCACUCCUGUCACAGUCAUGUUAUGCGGUUCGGGCCUUGGGGGAUAGGGAAAAGCAGAGAUGCUGUGUGGGCCGUUGAUGCAGCUUCUUACUUCUUUUCGUGGUUGGUCUGUGCCGGUUGGACUUUAAUCAUAGCAGGAGAAGAGAGAUAUAGAUACAGAUUGAAGGAGCGAAUGAGUGGGAAUCAUUUCUUUCCAGCUCUCGGCAGGAUAAUCUUUUCUUGCUUUCUUUGUCUUUUCCCAUAUCUUUCUCUUCUGCGUUCUUGAUAAAGUCGAAAACUUUCGUCACAAGCUGCACUCUUCAACUGCGGAUUUGCUACUUUUCUCGCAUUUCAGCCCAGGAAUAAGAUAAAGCUAUCUAGGGGUGUUUCCUUUUAAAUCUUCAAUACAAGAAAAUAAAUGCAGAUUGAUUGUAUGGACCUUAUUCUAUAGUUGGUAAUUUGCAAAAGCAUAGGAUUUGCAGUCUGCCCCGUUCUGGAUAUUGUCAUCUGGUGUAAGCUUGAACAUUAGAAGAUGCAUAAUUUUUUUGAAGGUCAUCCCUUUUUAACUGAGAAGGGUCCAAAAGAUGGCAAUGCAAAAAGAGAUUGCACUACUAAUCUUAGACCAUACACUUGUGCUGGGCAGGAUUCUAGCUCAGCAUCUGCCAUUAGCAAUGAUAACAUAUCUUCAACUGUGACCUUCAAUGAAAAUUCCAUGAGAGCUGAUGGGAUAUCUUCUGCACAAGAAUUUUCUGCAAAGAGUGAAUCUUCAUGCUCUAACUCAUAUUUUAUCCGUCCAGUGUGUUCUCCAAUUGACCAUUACCAGGAAGGGUCAGUGGAUGCCAAGUCAUCUAGUCCUUAUAAGCAAGUUGCUUGUAACCAAGAGAGCGAACUUACCAACAGAUUUGAUUUAAAUGUAUCUUCUUCUGAUGUGAUACGAGUGAUGGCCAAGUUAGGGGUACCUCUAAGCUCUCCUAUGCCUACACGGAAAUUCAGAGGUGAUUUAGGUUGGAGGGGCAGUGGUGAGCCAAGUGCUUUUCAUCUCGUUUCGUUUCCCAAGGGCAUUGACAAUAAUACCCCUUGUGUGGCAAAAAUUGAUUACCAGAGUUCCAAAGAUUCAAGAGGCGAUUCUACUAUCAUUGACCUCAAUCUUACCCCACAGGAAGAAGAUUCUUCUGAUGAGUAUGGAAGUGGUGGCUCAAACUCAAAGCAAGACAAAAAGUUCAGUAUUGACCUUAAUACCCCACUCGACGGUAUUUGCGAUGAUCAUAUCCAGUGGCAGAGAUGCCAAACAACAUCUGGAGUCGAAACACGUCCUUUAGAACGUCUUGAUGUUCAAGGAUCUGUUUACAGGGGAGAAUUAAGAAGUCAAAUGCAGUUCUUUGACCAACCGUUCACGGUGGGCCAACCUGCUUUGCUUCGGCCUGUGGGACUGAUGGAUAGGUUACUUAUUCCAGUGCAGCCACAAUAUUAUUCACCUUAUGCAAUGCAGGUUUUGCCUUCUCAUUGUUAUCCAACACCUCCAAAUGCUUCAUUCUUUGUCACCAGAGAUCUGUACGGUGGCUACUCUCCUUCCCCUCAAGCCUUUAGUGGUGGUGGUGGUGGUGAAGUUCAAAACUAUCUUGGGACCCCACCAUAUCGGUUGGGGGGUGAGCAUGACCAACACCCACAUGGUGAUCUGUCUUUAGUUAAUGGAAGGUGGAAGGAGAGUACUGACAUGAGAUUUUCACAGCAAGCAGUUAGAAAGAGGAGAGAACCAGAUAGCGGAUGUGAUGCUUUACACUUUGGCUUUAAGCAUGCAUCUCACUAACUGUUUAUUACAUUUCUGAUCACAACAAGUUCUUUUGAAAACCAUUAUUCAAAAGUUGAUGUGGAUAUAAUCACCACGUUUUUGGAUGUUUCUGAAUUAGUUCACGUACAACUUUUGAAUUUCCCUUUUUCUCUAUGGGGGCACAUGACAUAGAUAUGAUCUAUAUUUCAGGUUAUGCUUUCUUCUUGGUCAUAUUGGUGCCAUUGUACAGAUUUGUUUCUACAUGAUAGUGAUGCUUUGGAGUUUGG
This is a messenger RNA of Cuscuta europaea, 2060 nucleotides long. The record is from the annotation of a GenBank genome assembly. Lineage: Eukaryota; Viridiplantae; Streptophyta; Magnoliopsida; Solanales; Convolvulaceae.